Messenger RNA from Pundamilia nyererei, 1812 nucleotides. RefSeq names its product guanine deaminase (gene gda). The record is from RefSeq and is a predicted model, not a curated record. Lineage: Eukaryota; Metazoa; Chordata; Actinopteri; Cichliformes; Cichlidae. Gene Ontology annotation, cellular component: cytosol. Gene Ontology annotation, molecular function: zinc ion binding; guanine deaminase activity. Gene Ontology annotation, biological process: guanine catabolic process. Bases 86 to 1438 code for a protein of 450 amino acids. The transcript has 14 exons.
GUGGUGUUUGGCACUGGCAGAGGACAAAUACCCGACUCGAUCCCGCUGUAUCUCACUGCUGCACCGCGACUUACUUGGAGAAGAAAUGGCGAACUCCGACCGAGCCGACACUGCAAUAGCCUUCGUCUACAGGGGCACGUUUGUCCACUCGACUCAGCAAACGGCGCUACAGAUCCUGGAAGAUGCGCUCCUGGGAGUGGAUGCACAGGGAAAGAUUGCUUUUAUUAGGGAAGGCAAGGAGUUAGAAAAACUGUCCCAGACCUUUGGAUUCAAAACAUCUGACAUCACUCAGUUGGCACAACAUGAGUUCUUCAUGCCAGGACUUGUAGAUACCCACAUCCAUGCAUCACAGUACAGCUACGCUGGCACCGCAUUGGACAUGCCGUUACUGCAGUGGCUUAAUGCUUACACCUUUCCUGUGGAGUCAUGCUUCAAGGACUUGGAGUUCGCCCGCAAGGUCUACACUCAAAUAGUGAGAAGAACUCUGAGAAAUGGAACAACGACUGCAUGCUACUUUGCUACGAUUCACACUGAAGCUUCUCUGUUGCUGGGCCAGAUUGCAAAUGACUUUGGACAGCGUGCUUUGGUUGGCAAGGUGUGCAUGGACAGGAACGAUUGUGUGAAACAUUACAAAGAGACCUUGCAGGACUCUCAAGACGAGACCUGUCGGUUCAUUAAAGAGCUUCUGGAGAAAAAGUACCCUUUAGUGAAGCCUGUGGUGACUCCCCGUUUCGCUCCAUCCUGCACAGGAGCGUUGCUCGAGCAGCUGGGAGAAAUCGCUAAAAAUAACAACCUGCACAUUCAGAGUCAUAUCAGUGAAACUCAUGAGGAAGUAAAGCUUGUAAAGGAGCUGUUUCCCGAAUCAGAGUCUUACACAGAUGUCUAUCGCAAACACAACCUGCUAACUGACAAGACAGUGAUGGCCCACGGGUGCCACCUCAGUGAUGAAGAGUUGGCUCUGUUCAGAGAGACUGGAGCCUCUUUGUCCCACUGUCCCAAUUCCAACUUUUCGUUGUGCAGUGGAGUGUUAAAUGUCCGCAACGUCCUGAAACACAAAGUAAAGUUGGGGCUGGGAACAGAUGUGGCUGGAGGCUACUCCGCCUCUAUGCUCGAUGCUGUGAGGAGAGCUCUGGAUGCAUCUAAAGUCUUGACCAUCCAGGACCCAAAAUACAAAACACUCAGUUUUGAGGAGGUGUUCAGAAUAGCCACACUGGGAGGCAGUCAGGCCUUGUCCUUAGAUGACCAAACAGGGAACUUUGAAGUUGGCAAAGACUUUGAUGCCCUGAGGAUUAAUGUAGCUGCUGAGGGUGGGCCUAUCGAUCUCAUCCAGGACGAGGAACCAAAGAUUCUUUUGGAAAAAUUCUUGAAUUUGGGUGAUGAUCGUAACAUCGUGGAGGUGUUUGUAGCUGGCAGGAGGGUGGUGCCGAUCACAGAAUAAAUACAACUGUACCUGUCUCACAGCCUAAAAUACAGGUCCAGGAUAUCCAACACGACAGAAAUCAACCCUGUGCCUGCAAAAGAGACAAAAUUGAAUUAAUCAGAGCAUAAAACAGAGACUGUAUUUCAAUUCACACAAGCCCAGUGGUAACCUGAGCUGGAAUACAAUCUGCUGCAUGAGUCUUUAAACACAACUGCUACAAUGUAAAAAGGAGAAUAAGGGAUUUAAUAACUGAACUUUGCACUUUUUUAGACGGUUGUUGCCAGAAGAGAGCCAGGUGUGUGUCAUUUUUGCCUACUACUAAUGCACCACCACUCUCUGAUUAACAAAGCACUUUUUUAAAUCUUCCAUUUGUUCACAAAGUCAUCAUGAUU